CUCAUAAUGUGGGAUAACAGAUAAAAAAACAAUUAAGAUCUCUUAGUUGUAAAUGAAUUGUCAGAAUAUUCAUCUGUUUCUCUGAAGAAAACAUUGUUAUAAGGUUCUUAAAAUUAAAUUGAAAUGAUGCCAUUAAAACCUAAACCAGUUUAGAUUGCUCCUUUAAGUGAGGAAUAUGCUUAUACAAUGACUUAGCAUAUUUAAUUGAUAGGUGAUUUAGCAUCAACAGAUAAAACAGCAGUUUGUACUUAGAAUUGGAAAGACGUAAUAAAAGUUAAUAGUUGAUAGAAUGUUCGUAAACAAUUCAAUACUUAGACAAUAACAUAAUUUAAAACAUCGUAUUAAAUCAAUAGAGAAAUAUAAUUAAUUACAUAGAUAAAAAAGACAUAUGUAAAUUUGAUGCCGAUAAUUGAUCCACAAAGUUCAUUUCUUUCAUAUUGGAAGAUUCCUGUGUUGAUAAUAACAUUUGUGGUUUUUAUAGAAGUGCCAUUAAUAAUAUUUUUUGGAGAUGACUUCUAUUAUACAUUCCAUAGUCCAACCUAUAUCUUUUUUAGAAUUAUAGUGAUUGUACUAAUAUUAAAAUAAACAUCAUUUAGUUGAUUUUCAUGCUUGAUAUUUUCAUAGAAUUUCAUGUGGCAUUUUAUAAGUAUGGAGCAUUGGUAAAAAACAGACGUAGAGUAGCUUUACAUUAUUUAAUGGGUUCAUUUAUAUUUGAUUUUGUUCCUCUUAUAGAAAUAUUGAUAACAACAUUUUCAUAUACAAUGGCAAAUGUAUAUACAUUUCAUUUACUAUUUUUAUUAAAAAUGUAUCCGGUGUAUGAAAUCGAUUAAAGAUAUUAAGAUAAAUUAUAAGUUUAUCCAAAAUGGAAGAGUAUAUAUAUGAUAAUUAGAAUGAUAAUUGAGAUAGUAUAUUUAACCCAUUUUUUUGGUUGUAUAUUUUUUGGGACUGGAAUAUAUAUGCUAAAUCAUUAUGAUAAUCCUGAUGAAGGUAAAUUUACUAAUUCAUGGUUAACAUUUUCAAGUGGAAACUUUGGAAUUAUAUUAUACUAUGAUUGGACAAAAAGGUAUAUUUUAUCAACAUAUUGGGCAUUUGCAACUUUAACAACAGUAGCAUAUGGAGAUAUUACACCUAUGAAUGAAUUUGAAAUUAUUGUUGCAGAAGUAGCAAUGAUUGCUGCGGUCUUUUUGGUAGCAUUUAAUGUUAAUAACAUAUAAUAAACAUUUGUUGAUUAUUUUGAUGAAAAAAGAAAAUAUAAUAAAGAAAUAGUUGCAAUCACUAAAUUUAUGAGAUCUAAAAAUGUAUCAGAAAAAACUGAGAAGGAAAUUAGAAAUUUCUUAGAACAUUACUUUAAAGAAAAGAGAAAUAGAGAUUAAUAUCUGGAAGAUUAGGUAUUCUAAAAAUUAGCUCCUUAAUUAAAAAAUAGAUUAAUGUAUGAAGCUUAUUAACCUUAUUUAUAUUAAGUUCCAUGGAUUACCAAUAACUUCUCUGAUGAUCUAAUGAGAGAAUUAAGUUAGGUUAUGCAAGAAAUUGAUUAUUCUAAAAAAGAAAAUAUCUUUUUAGAUGGAGAUGCAAAUAGAGAUGAUAAUGCAAUCUAUUUUGUUUAAAUUGGACAUAUAGAAAUCUUUGUUAAUGUACCUGAAACAGAAAAACAAGAAGUUAUUAUGGCACAUUUAAAAUCAGGAGCUAGAUUUGGUGAUUAUGCUUUUGUUACAGGAUUACAACGAAAAGCAUCAGCCAGAUCUAAAAAAUAUUCUUAAGUUGUAAGAUUAUCAAGAACAGAUUUUAUGAAUAAAUUAAAAUUGUUCCCUUUAGAUCAUUAACGUUACUGUUUCUUAAGAGAUGAAAUCAUAUUUAAUAAUGCAUAUUAUGAAUUAGGUAUUGAAUGCUUUACUUGUGGUUCCACUGAUCAUAUGAGUAUAGAUUGUUCAUUAACACAUAUAAGUAUUAGUAAAGAAAUCAUCAAAAGUGUUAGAAAAAGCAUUGUUGAUAAAAAACUUAAAAAAUUAUCAAUCAGUAUUUCAUCAUAUUUAUUUUACUUUAGAUAUAUUUCAAAACAGAAAUUACUAAUUUCAAAGAAGACUAAAAUAAAAAGUUAGAUUUUUUAAAAUUGCAUAACCAGAAUAAGCAGAAAUAGAAGAAUAUCACUCAAUAAUUAACAAGAAAAUUUAAUUUGAAGCUUUUUAUAGCCAAAAUUAGAUUAUUAUCGAAUGUAAUUAUUUUAUCAACAAUUCUUAGCCUUUACAAUUGACAAGAUUGAUAAUUUUGUUAAUUAUUACCCUAAUUUUAAUAUUGAUUUUCUCAUUAGUAAAAAUAGAAAAAAAGAAAAUCUUGUUUUUGCUAAAGAAACUCGAUAAAGAAGUGUAAGUUAAAUUAUUAGAAAAAGCGAAGCUAUCCAUUGA
Molecule: messenger RNA, 2399 nt
Organism: Paramecium sonneborni
Lineage: Eukaryota; Ciliophora; Oligohymenophorea; Peniculida; Parameciidae
Source: the annotation of a GenBank genome assembly